CCGGGGCCGUGACUCGUUUUUGGCUCGUGUGGGCUAAGAGAGCGCGCGCCAAGUUUUUAGUUACGCGUCGGAACGUAUCCGUUGAAUAGCCGCCAAAGCGCGCUUAGAUGCAGCAACUGGCCAAGAGCCAUCGACCAGCAACGGCAACAUCAACAGAAGCAGCGCCAGCAGCGACGGUUAAAGCCCCUCGCAAAAAACAUAUAUUUAAAACUUAAUCCUAACAGUGGUCUCUGCAUACGAAAAAACCCCAAACAAUAUAAGGUUUUAUGCUCACUAAAGUGCUCCUCAUCAAAACAAACCCAAAUAAAAAUCGAUCAGAACACACAUAGUCGUGAAAUCCUAAGCUACUUUUUUUUAUCGUUAAACUUCAAAUCAAACAAACUUCAUUCUUCAAAGAAUCGUAUCCCCCAGUAUAACAAUAACCAGAAGAAGACGAACCAUAAGUAUCUUAUCAAUGAAUGGAAAGCAAACAGCGCACAAAUCAACAUAAACUAGUGAUAUCCCAUAUGUAAAGUGUUCGACAAACAGAUUCGGUUACGAAACAGAAACAGCUCAAGAUCAUAAAAGUCUACAAAUUCAAUAUUUUAUGGCAUGUCAGAGAGAGUGGAAUCUAUAAACAACAACAAAAAACCAUAAACAAAUAUUAACCAGAUGAUUUGGUAGUAUAUACAUACAUAUAUACAUAUGUACAUGUAUUCUGUGUAUAUGGUGGCAUCGAUUGCUUGAUUCACAUCGCCGGAAAAGCGGGAAAUACAAAGGAAAUGCAGACCUUUCCAAGCUCAAGACAUCAACUUUGCCACAUCACCUCUGACACCAGUUCCGGGAGUAACCAGACACAUAGCACCCACAGAGAGCCCCCAGCUCCAUCUGCGAUAUGAUGGAACGUCUAUCCACACACCUGUCGCUCACCGGCCUAUCGCUAGCCCAUCCACUUCAGAGUCACCUGAGCUCCGUGAGCUCCGGCAGCGGAUCGCACCACCUCGGACAACUGGCAGCGGCCGUGCAGCAGCAUCACCAGCAGGCCGAUCAGAGCCACACCCACGUCCACCACCUGCACGGUCAGCAGUUGGCGCUGGGCCAUCAGCACCAGCAAUCGCAGCAGCAGCACCAUCAGUGCAGCAGCAACAGCAGCAACGGCUCGCCGAACGGAUCGAGUGGUUUGAGCGGCCUGCAUCCCCACUCGGCCCUGCAUCUGGCCCACCACCACUCCCAGCUGCACCAACACCAUCAGGCAGGACAGCAGCAGCAGCAACAGCAGCAGACAUCGUCCUCCCACAGUCAGCCGGCGGUGUCGUCUGCCUCGUCCCACCACAGCCACAGCCACAGCCACAGCCAGGCUCAGUCGUUGCACCAGCCCCACAGUAACGGCAGCUCGCACCUGUCUGCAGGUGGGGCUGCCUCUGGUAGCAAUCACCACAGCAGUGCCGCACACCACGGAUCCGCGUCCAGUGCAUCGAGCAGCGUGAUGGCCGCCGCAGCCGCCGCCCAUCUGCACCACAACUCACAGGCCUCGCCCAUCAGCAACCUGCACCAGAAUAUGGGCACCCUCAUGAACAGUGGCAGCAGCGCCAGCGAUGUAUUCUUCAGCCUGAUGAUCCAGAACACAACGAAGCGCCAGAACGAGGAGCACAUCAAACGUCCGAUGAAUGCUUUUAUGGUCUGGUCGCGUCUGCAGCGGCGUAAAAUAGCUCAGGAUAAUCCCAAAAUGCAUAACUCAGAGAUAUCCAAGAGGCUGGGUGCAGAGUGGAAGUUGCUUACUGAGGAGGAGAAACGUCCGUUUAUCGAUGAGGCCAAACGUUUGAGGGCCAUGCACAUGAAGGAGCAUCCGGACUACAAGUACCGCCCGCGACGAAAGCCCAAAGCCCUGAGACGCGACGGUUAUCCAUAUCCGAUGCCAUACCCAUCGGUGCCCGUGGAGGCGUUACGUGCCGGCAUUUCGCCCGGUUACUUCGCUCCCGGUCCCACAGCGGCUGCAUAUCACCUGGGCAGCCAUCUCGGCCAGACAUCGACGCCGACCACGACGCAGGCCACCCUCUCAGGACAGAUGGACAAGUUUGCCCUGGAGAGGAGCUCGUAUCUGAGCAACGCAAUGAGCAAUGCCGGCAGCCAGGCGAGUGCUGCUGCCUACAGCGCCUACCUGGACCCCAGUGUGCUGACCAAGGCCUACUUCGACUCCAAGAUGUACCAGGAUCGGGCAGCCAACUAUGCCUUCGACAUAUCGAAGAUCUACGGAGCCCAGCAGCAUGCGGCCGCCCAUCACCAGCAGCAGCAGCAACAGCAGCAUCAGCAGCAGUUGCUAAUGGCAGGCGGUGGAGGUGGCGGUGGAGGCGGAGGAGGCAGUGCCAGCUCCCACAACAACAACAGCAGCAGUGGACUGGACGAGCGCGACGCCACGCCCCAGCUAGAAGGUGGUGGCAGCAUCGUGGUGGAGGCCAAACCCCAUCUGCACUCGCCCAGCGACGUGGGUCUGGACUACGCGCAAUACGCCCAGCAGUAUGGAGGACAGCUAGCCAGUGCAGCGUCCGUGGGGGCUGGGGGAGUGGGUGGAGUCGGUGUCACAGCAUCGGCUGGUGGGGCAGCAGGUGGCGGUGGAGCAGGUGCAGGCGCGGACUUUCGACGGCCUCUGACGGUGAUCUUCUGACCACCAUCCUCCAAUGGCAGCGAGGAGUUGAAUUUGUCUAUGACUUAGGGAAGAUCGAGGAAAUAUCCGAAAACGGCAAACCGAAAAACGAGAGAUUAAAGUUAAACGUAGCCAACAUUUACCGUUAAGUCAGUGAAAGGAUAGGAGACAGCUAUUAAUCAAGUGAGAGAGGGAGAGAGAGAACCAGAGCGAGAGGGAGUUAGUAAAGAAAGAGAAAAUAAAAACAAAAAACCAACAACGAGCGGUGCAAUUUUUUUUUUUUUAUAUUUUAAGCGCAAAUCGAAGUGCAUAGCAUAAAUUUAAACUUAAUAAAUAUAAAUGUAUUUAAAUUCUACUUACACACACACCCACACGCACACAAAAAACCAACAAACAACACAC
Messenger RNA from Drosophila miranda, 3022 nucleotides. It is a transcript of the gene Sox21b, whose product is annotated as RNA-binding protein fusilli. The transcript is spliced from 8 exons. The coding region runs from base 875 to 2641 and encodes 588 amino acids. Gene Ontology annotation, biological process: cell differentiation; positive regulation of transcription by RNA polymerase II; anatomical structure morphogenesis. The record is from RefSeq and is a predicted model, not a curated record. Lineage: Eukaryota; Metazoa; Arthropoda; Insecta; Diptera; Drosophilidae. Gene Ontology annotation, molecular function: RNA polymerase II cis-regulatory region sequence-specific DNA binding; DNA-binding transcription factor activity, RNA polymerase II-specific.